Callorhinus ursinus (northern fur seal) is the source of this 4051-nucleotide messenger RNA. The record is from RefSeq and is a predicted model, not a curated record. NCBI's taxonomy places the organism in Eukaryota, Metazoa, Chordata, Mammalia, Carnivora, Otariidae.
UGAGUCCUCCUUCCCCGACGGUGAACCCAACAGGAAAGGCCCCGAAAUGCGCCGGCCAGCGGCCAUCCACUCCCCCGGCGUCCCCGGAGUCCCGCUGUCGCGCCACACCGCGUGACUCUGCCGCCCCCUGCGGUCGCCGGGCUAGUGCCUCUCUCCCGCCUCGACCUACAAGAGCUUGAAGCCCCAGGCCCCGCGGAGCUGGCCUCAGGCCUCACCUGCGCAGCCAUGGAGGCCCCGGCGCCUGGGGGCGACCGCGCCUCCCCAGCCUCGUCCACUCGCAGCCUGGACCUGCGGCGGCUGUCCGCGCGCGCCGACUCGGCCUACAGCUCUUUCUCCGCGGCCUCUGGCGCUCCCGAGCCGGCCACGCCGUCGCCUGGGACCGACCUCCUCCCUUACCUGGACUGGGACUACGUGCGCGUGGUGUGGGGCGGCCCGGCCCCCGCCAGCGGCCUUCGCACGUCCCCGCAGCCCCGGCCCGCGGCCGCCGCGCGCAGUGGGCCGCGGCCGCCGGAGGGCCGGGGGACGCCGGGGCCGCUCAGCCGGCAGGCCACCCCGCUGCUGUUUGCGCUGGCGGCCGAGGCGGAGGCGGAGGCGGAGACGGCGGCGCGGGCAGUCGAGCCGCCCAGCCCGCCGGCCUCGCGGGCCGCCUACCGCCAGCGGCUGCAGGGCGCCCAGCGGCGAGUGCUCCGGGAGACGUCUUUCCAGCGCAAGGAGCUCCGCAUGAGCCUGCCCGCCCGACUGCGGCCCGCGGCCCCCGCGCGGCCCCCCGCGGCGCACCCGCGCUCCGCCUCGCUCAGCCACCCGGGCGGCGGGGAAGUGGAGCCGGCGCGGCCCGGGGCUCCCUCGAGGGGAACCGUUGGCCGGGGGCGCCUAGCCACCCAGCAGCGGAAGUGGUGCUUCUCGGAACCAGGGAAGCUAGACUGCGUGGGUCGGGGCGGUGGAUCUGCAGGGGAAUGCUCGAGUGAGCCCGGCUCCAGUUCUGGCAUUGCCAGGCCCGAGCCCCAGGAGCGUAGGGUGCUGGCGGAAUUCGAAGGUCACCAGAACAGAUGGCCGCCUGAAACCCAGCCCCGGGGCGUAGAGGACCCAGAACCUCGGUCCCUGAAGCUCGGUGACGCCUAUAGACCUUCCAGUCGGAGUCGGAGUCGGAGCGCUUCAGGGGAAGUCUUGGCUCCCUGGGGAGGUCCAGGAGGGGUCAUGCCCCUUGUCCAGGCUGUUCCUCAAGGAGCAGAAACCCCCAGACCAUUGUUUCAGACCAAACUUGCCAGGUUCCUGACUCAAAAGGAAGCCGCAGUGGUGUGUCCUGCAGAGUAUCCCCAGAGCAGUCCUGUUGGCUGGGAACCGAGGGUCUUAGAGACAUGUAUGGGGGCUGCUGGGCUCCCAUCCCUUCCAGAUGAUGAGGUUUUCCUGGAAGAAGUCCCCCUGGACAGAAGGAGAUCACCUCCAGACACCCAUGCCCCCCCAGGAAACCCACUCAGUGUCCAUGUCUCUGACCAGCAGUAUGGAACUGGCUCAGGCCAGAGGGCUGACCAGGCUACAGUCCCUCUGGAGCACCCCCUCCAUGAGCACCCAGAGACUGCAGGGGCAGAUGACUGCUGGCAGAGGAUAAAUGGUUCUAUGGGUGUCUCUAAGACCAUAAACUAUAGCACCCUCAGGACUGCAAAUGGUGACAUCGCAACCUUUGACCCCAAUGGACGGCUGACCAUUGACUCAUUUGCAGCUGCAGAGAGUGACUCUCUCAAACCUCUCCCAGUUGAUGCCCUGGGACCUCCAAGCAACAAUACCCCAGGUGCUCCUGGCCAUACUGCCCUGGCUUGGGGCACUGGCCAGCCUGGUUCCAGGCCAACAUGGCCCAGUCCUCGCCUUGAGGAGCUGGUUCAGGAACUGGCCAGACUGGAUCCCUCUAUGAGUGACACUCUCACUUCCUGUCCCAGCCCAGACCCACCCCUGGACCUGCUAGAUGGGCUGAUUCCUUUAGCAGAGGUCUGGGCUGCAAUGAGGCCAGCCUGUGAGGAGGCUGGAAAGGAGGCUGCUCUGGCUUUGUCCCCAGGUUCUAUCUAUCUAUUUAGCUCCAGCCAGUUCCUGCCAACUUGUCAGGAGGAGACAAGAUUUGGAAACCAUACCACCUACCCUGUGCCUGACCAGGCCUGUGGCCAGGGUCUCCCUGAUCCAAAUAACAGCAUCCAAGCCAAGAAAAUGGAGCUAGCUGACCUCCUCCAAAAGAUGCUGCGGAACCUUCAGGCCGAGCAGGAGCAGCUGCACGGGGCGGCCCAGGCUUGGGCCAGGCGCGGGGCUGCUCUGGAGGCCGCGGUGGGCCAGGCCUGUGCUCCCCGCGACCGAGAGCGGUUCAGCAGGUUCAUGGCCGACCUAGAGCGCGUGCUUGGCCUGCUGCUGCUGCUGGGCUGUCGCCUGGCCCGCGUGCGGCGCGCCCUGGCCCGGGCGGGCGCAGACAGCGACCCGGACGAGCAGGCCUCUCUGCUGCGGCGACUCGGGCUCCUGCAGCGGCAGCAGGAAGACGCCAAGGAGCUGAAGGAACACGUGGCGCGGCGCGAGCGGGCCCUGCGCGAGGUGCUGGUGCGCGCCCUGCCCGCCGAGCAGCUGAGCGCCUAUCGCGCCCUGCUGGCCGGCAAGGCGGCCGUCCUGGCCCAGCGGCGCAGCCUGGACGAGCGGGUCCGGCUCCUUCAGGACCAACUGGACGGCGUCAGGAGCGACCUGGGCCCUCGUCCCCUGCCCCCCAGGCUGGCCUGGCCCCCAGAGACCCAUCUUCCAGAUAAACCGCCCUUCCUCCCGCCCCUCCUCUAAUUACAGGCGGUGGGGGUGGGGAGCACUGCCUCUGCCCCGCUCCCACAUCACGGGGCGUGACGCUGGUUGACUUGGUGCUUUUCCCUUGCCGGGAGCAUACUAAGUGUUUGCAUGUAGGCUUACCCACGUCGUGUGGAUUAUUUGGUAAUUAAUUUAUGGAUUUUUAAAACUGCAGUAUUCCCCCCCUUUUUGUGAGGAGAGAGGCUCUGUCUGGGUUGGUGGGAGGGAGAGGAGACAAAUCAGAGGAGCAUUUCAACUUAAUAUGCAAAAUGGUCUCUUUUUUCUUUUCUUUCUUAAUGAUAAUUGGUGUGAGGAGUGUGUGUGUUACCUGGAGCCUAGCUUGGGGGACAAAUCUUGUUUACAGACAAUGGACAGAAGAGGAAGGUGCUGGAGGACCUCAGAUCAGGUCUGGGAAUCCCUAGGAAGACCGGGAUACAGGCUUGAAGCCAGGAGGGACCAAGGGGACGCCAGGCCUUCCGGCUCCACUGGCACCAGUAAUCCCUACGGUUCCGGUGACUCCAUCACCACCGCAAAAGCCUGGGCCUGACUGGCCGACCCCAGGUCUCCUUUGCUGGUUUUUACCCAAGCCUCCAACCUCAAAAGUAGAAGUGGGGGUAACUGCUUCCCUUCAAGACUCAAGGGAUAGGGAAUUUCCCCAUACGCAAAAUAGGUUCAUUUGCUUUGCUGCCUAAAAACCUUGAGGAAUUCAGGGACAUUUAUUCCAAGACUCAGAAGUGAGUUUAUCCAGCUCUCCUUGGAAGCCCUACUGGAUCCGCCAGGCUUGAGGAGGGCUGUUGGGCAUGGGAGCUGAAGGUGAGGCAUUGGGAAACCUGGAGACCGAGAAUAGGGGGGCUGAGGACCCGGAGAGGCAGCUCUGCUUGUGUGCUAGAGAGGCUAAGCUGGGGGUGAACCGGGGCUGGGAGUGGGGAGUUAGGGGCUGGUGUGGAGUGAAACGGAGGACACACACUCCCCUCUGUUUGUGCAUCAGCCCUGUGUGCACAGAGUCAAUGUUAAGUUCUCAAAUAUACAUGUGAAAAUGUGCUUUAGUAUUUGCAGCUGCACACGCCAGGGCCAAGAACAUUGUUCAUGCAAAUGUUGAGUGUAUUUUUUGGAAGUUGGGCACAUUAAAAGGCAUGUGUAUGUGUAUUUAAAGCCAACUGACCCCAAAGUGAGAAAUCUCUGCUUCUGGGCUUGUUUUCCGAUGUGUAUUGUCACUAAGUGCAACUGGUUGGGAAUUUUAAAUGGUUGUAUU